This is a messenger RNA of Bathycoccus prasinos, 1779 nucleotides long. RefSeq lists its product with no specific name. Gene Ontology annotation, molecular function: oxidoreductase activity, acting on paired donors, with oxidation of a pair of donors resulting in the reduction of molecular oxygen to two molecules of water. Gene Ontology annotation, biological process: lipid metabolic process. The record is from RefSeq and is a predicted model, not a curated record. The transcript has a single exon. Lineage: Eukaryota; Viridiplantae; Chlorophyta; Mamiellophyceae; Mamiellales; Bathycoccaceae. Gene Ontology annotation, cellular component: membrane. The coding region runs from base 1 to 1779 and encodes 592 amino acids.
AUGCGUUGCAGCAGUAAUAGCGCUUUCAGUAGUCGCUCGUUGUCCAUCAACAACAACAGAAACAGAAACAGCAGAGGAGGAUCGACGAGCACGAGCACCGGGAGAAAGAAACGCGUGAUUUUUAUGAACGUACGAACACCAGAAGAAGAGACGUCACCAUCGUCGUCGUCGUCGUCGUCAAAAAGAAGAAAACAAACGAGAGGAGUGAUUGCCAAAAGUAUUACGCAACAACAACAACAACAACAAAAGAGAGGACGCGCGUCUUUGAAAAACGCCGCGGUUGCCAUACCGGGUGUCUUUGGCAAAGUGGAAGCGCCAAGACCGGACGUUGCGAUACCGGGGAAAGAGGACCCGUGGACAGAUCCAAAGUGGAAGGAGAAAAGAUGGACGAUAUACAGAGACGUGGCGUACGAUUUAGAUCCGUUUUUUGAGAAACAUCCGGGAGGGAACUGGUUGUUGAAUUUAGCCAUCGGGAGAGAUUCGACGGCGUUGUUGGAGUCCUAUCACUUGAGACCGGAAGUCGCGGUGGCGAGGUUUCGCAUGCUCCCGGUGUUGAAAGAUUUCCCGGUCGAGGCGGUGCCAAAGUCGCCGAGACCGAACGAUUCGCCGUUAUAUAACUCGAUUAGAACCAGAGUUCGCACGGAAUUGUUUCCGGAGGAAGGUAAGAAUAAGCACAGACAAGGUGGGGACUUUGCCACGUGCGUGAUUUUGGGUUUUGCCGUGUUUGCGUAUUCGAUUUAUUACGCGUUUCCAUCCUUGUUAGCCGGCGCGUUGCUCGGACUUUCCGGCGCAUGGAUCGGUCUGACCGUCCAGCAUUGCGCCAACCACGGCGCCAUGAGUCCGUCGCCAGUCGUGAACAAUUUGUUAGGCUUGACGGACGAUUUAAUCGGCGGAUCUUCGUUGAUGUGGAGGUACCACCACCAAGUUUCUCAUCACAUCCACUGCAACGACAACGCGUUGGAUCAAGAUGUCUUCACGGCGAUGCCGUUGUUACGCUUUGAUGCCAGAAGAGAAAGAAAAUGGUUCCACAAAUUUCAACACCUGUACUUGUUCCUCGCGUUUCCAUUGUUGCAAGUCGCGUUUCAAGUUGGCGAUAUUGUCGGUUUGUUCACAAAAGACACCGAAGGUGCAAAGUUGCACGGGGCGACUGCUUUAGAGUUAUCUACUGUGGUUAUCGGCAAAAUUGCCCACUUUGGUUUGCUUUUGGCACCGUUAGCGAAUCACGCCACGUCUGCUGUUCUCGCCGGCAUUGCUUCGUUCGUUGCCGUUCAAGGUAUGGUGCUGGCGUGUACAUUUGCCGUUUCUCACAACGUCGCGGAAGCGAAAGUUCCGGAAGAUACCGGCGGUGAAGCUUGGGAAAGAGAUUGGGGCGUCCAGCAAUUAGUAACAUCCGCGGAUUGGGGCGGGAGAAUUGGAAACUUCUUUACCGGUGGGUUGAAUUUGCAAGUGGAGCACCACUUGUUCCCUGCGAUUUGCUUCGUCCACUACCCAGCCAUUGCGAAAAUUGUCAGAGAAGAGGCGGCAAAAUUUGGCGUGAACUAUGCGAGCUACCGCACGUUGCCGGGUAUAUUCAUCCAGUUUAUGAAAUUUGUGAAAGAUAUGGGGACUGCUGAUCAAAUUGGAGACAUUACGACUGUUCGUCACAGAAACAACGAACUCGCUUUACAAGUGGACAUCGCGAAGACGUCCAUGAACUCGCAAGCGAACGCGGCUGCUGACGGCGUUGACUCGUGGUCGAUCCAAAGAAACUUGGCCAGACGCAUGUUCAAUUUGCAAUAA